This is a messenger RNA of Oryza sativa Japonica Group (Japanese rice), 1363 nucleotides long. The record is from RefSeq and is a predicted model, not a curated record. Lineage: Eukaryota; Viridiplantae; Streptophyta; Magnoliopsida; Poales; Poaceae.
CCCAUUUUGCUUUGCUUUCUUUGCUUUCCUCUCCUCUCUCGCCGCCCACCUCGCCGUCGCCGCCGCCGCGAGGGCCAACGCCGGCGAAGUCCGCGAGCCGAAGCAUCACACAGCUGCGCCAGCGAUGUCGGUGGAGACGGAGCGGAGCUCCACGGAGUCGUCCGCCGCGUCGGGGCUCGACUUCGAGGACACCGCCCUCACCCUCCGCCUCCCGGGCUCCCUCGCCGCCGCCGCCGCACCUGACCCCGACCGCAAGCGCUCCUCCCCCUCCUCCUCCGACGCCGCCGACGCCGCAGACAACUCCUCCCCCCUCGCCGCCGCCGCCGAUGCUCCCCCUGCUCCCAAGGCGAGGGUGGUGGGGUGGCCGCCGGUGAGGUCGUUCAGGAAGAACGCGCUGGCGGCCAAGUUCGUGAAGGUGGCCGUGGACGGCGCGCCGUACCUGCGCAAGGUGGACCUCGAGGCCUACUCCGGCUACGACCAGCUCCUCCGCGCGCUCCAGGACAAGUUCUUCUCCCACUUCACCAUCCGGAAGUUCGCCGACGACGAGAGGAAGCUGGUGGACGCGGUGAACGGGACGGAGUACGUGCCGACGUACGAGGACAAGGACGGCGACUGGAUGCUCGUCGGCGACGUCCCCUGGAAGAUGUUUGUGGAAACUUGCCAGCGCCUUCGUCUCAUGAAAAGCUCAGAGGCUGUCAACUUAGCACCAAGAGCCGCUCAAUGAGGCAUUCCCGGUGCCCAUGACCGUGUGGUUGGAUUGAAAGAAAGUGGAAGCUUUGCCCCGCCGAUGUUCGCCCACGUGUGAUAUGAACAUGUACAGUUGUCUCCUACUACUUUUGGUUCCUUGAUGAUGCUGAGUUGAGAAAAAGGUUGUAGUUUCGUUACUCGUCUGUAGUCUCUCCAUAUAUAGAUAAUGAAGCACUGAAGCUUGAAAUAUACACCUACAGUUUGUCUCUUUAUGAAUAAGACCAUAUACGCAAAAAAACCGAUGUUCUUUGCUGCGGCUCGCGUGUCGUCAGGCUAUAUGCAGUUUUUUGUCGCACCAUAGGCGAUGGACAUCUCUGGCCUUAUACUUUCGUAAAAAUCUUAUCAUGUUAAGCGAUGGUCUUGCUUUGGAGUUCAUAGUUCUGUGCUCUAUGAUGUGCAAUCAGCUUGGUGUUCAUCUAUAUAUAAUCUUUUGCUGCUGUAUUCUGGUUAUUGUACUAAGUUGUAACUGACGAAAUGAUCUCUUGGAUGUUAGUGUCUUCGCUGAUUGAUAUGAGCUCGUAUCUAUUGCUGCUGCAUUCUGGUUUCUGUAACGAACAAAAUAGUUUGUUGGUGAGGCUGAAAAACGUUAUUGGAAUGUUCAGUGUUUUACUCUGAA